CUUUCUGUUUCUGUUUUAUUAUUGUUAUUGACACGAAAAGACAGAGAAACAAAUAGAGGCAGAGAGCAGAAGAAAGACGAAACAGAGGAUUUUCAUAGAGAAUCCUCUUUCUUCCUCCUUUCUUCGCCUUCUUCUGUUCUUCUUCUUCUCCUGGGUCUUGAAGAUACAUGAAACAACAUCUCAUUGUUAUGAAUGUUGAUGCAUUCUUUUAUGUAAACUUAACUUUUUACAGGUGACCUCUCUGAAAGAUUGUAAGGUUCCUUACAAAAAUUUGAUUUCGUUUGGUGAAUGAAAUAGUUAGAAAUUCUCCAAAACAAAAUAUGGGUGGCUGUGUUUCUUCUCAGAGAAAACUCAGUAACAAGCUUCAACAGAAGAAGCAGAAACGCGGCAGAUCUGGCAAAUGUCGGUCCAAAAUAUCGGCUUCUAUGCCCGAUGUUCCUAUGAAACGCAUGAGUAAUGCGAGUGUUAGGGAUUUUGCGGUGAGCGAAUAUGUUCAUCUUGAUUUCGACAAUUGUGCAGCCAAGAUGAUGUGUAAGAGAGCUGAGAUGUCUAAUGCUAACUUCCAUUUAACUCAGCUUCAAUGGAACUGCAGCCAAAUCGAUGGAAACCGAAUUUCACAUGAGGAGGCUUGGUAUGAUUCCUUUAGCUACAUCGAUUCUGAUUCUGAUGAUGGUUCAAAUAGUAGUGUCUUCGAAGAUGCAAAUGCUUCUGCAAUGGGACAAGUGAUUCAGUAUGAAGAAUUCUACGAAAGUUACCUGAAAAUAGAUGGAAACAAAGGUGAGACUUACUCGAGCAAGAAUGAGGUUAGUAUAAAGAGAAACCAAGUGGCUGAUGAAUCUCACCAUGAAACCUUCAAGACUACUACUUGUGAAGAUCAUCAAGAUCACAGAAAGAAAUCAUCAAAAGUUGUUAUGGUUUCUGUGAGAAGAACAUCUAUUGAUAGCAAAUCAACACCAUCUGAAUUCUCUUCAGCUGAGAAGCUCUUGUACCGUCCAAAAGCCGGUUCUAUGAUUCAACGUUCUUUAGGAGAGAAGAUGACCAGUCAAGGAAGUUGGUCAGAAGUUUCUCCGUCGAGUUUCAAGCUCCGUGGAUUGAAUUUCUUCAGAGACAAGCAAAAGUGUCCUGCACCAAAUUGUAGUCCUUACAUACCAAUUGGAGUCGACCUUUUUGCAUGUCCUAAAAAGAUCAACCACAUUGCUCAACACAUUGAGCUUCCUAAUUUGAAACCGGCAUCAUCACAAGUCUGCGAUAUCCCCAAUCUUUUGAUAGUGAACAUCCAGCUUCCAAUGUAUCCAACCUCUAUGUUUGGUGACUAUGAUGGUGAAGGACUUAGCUUAGUAUUGUACUUCAAACGCAAUGAGAACUAUCACAAAGAAAUCUCAUCUCACUUUAAAGAAACCAUCAAGAGAUUCAUGGAAGAUGAAAUGGAGAAAGUAAAAGGAUUCACAAGAGAAUCAACAGUUCCAUUCAGAGAGAGGUUAAAGAUCAUGGCAGGUUUGGUAAAUCCUGAGGAUUUCCAGCUAAGUUCUACUGAGAGAAAACUUAUCACAGCUUACAACGAUAGACCGGUUCUUUCUCGUCCGCAACACGAUUUCUUUCAGGGACCAAACUACUUUGAGAUAGAUUUGGAUAUACACAGAUUCAGUUACAUUUCGAGGAAAGGACUCGAAUCUUUCAGGGAUCGUAUCAAGAACGGGAUUCUUGAUUUGGGAUUAACAAUUCAGGCUCAAUCACCAGAGGAACUUCCAGAGCAAGUACUGUGUUGUGUCAGGCUGAACAAGAUUGAUUUCGUGAAUCACGGACAAAUUCCAACGCUUUUAACUAACAAACAAUGAAGUGAUCACUACAUAAUAACACAGAGAGAGAGACAAAGAUCAAUCAAUCAAUCAAUGGGGAGAGCAAAAAAAGACAAAAAGCAAAAACAGAGAACGUUUUCACAUAUUUGUAUUGUUGAGAGACAAAAGAAGAAGAUAAAAUUCAAUUGUCUUUUUUGGAAACAAGAUUUGCUCGGGAAUUUAUUAAUCUCAUGAAAAAGAUUCAUUUGUACAAAUGUCAUAAUUUCUUCACUCCAUUAUUCAAAACCCAUAACAAAACAACAAUUGCUCUGUAUAUUUCAUUAACCAAUGACUGACUACGAAAGAUGAACAAAUAGCAAGAAAAUUUGGGUCAUAGGCCAUUAUGUAUUAUAAUAGUGUAAUAAUAAACAAAAGAAAAAAGUUUGAUAUU
Arabidopsis thaliana (thale cress) is the source of this 2226-nucleotide messenger RNA. RefSeq names its product beta-hexosaminidase (DUF1336). The record is from RefSeq and is marked reviewed. Bases 321 to 1835 code for a protein of 504 amino acids. The transcript has 10 exons. NCBI's taxonomy places the organism in Eukaryota, Viridiplantae, Streptophyta, Magnoliopsida, Brassicales, Brassicaceae.